AUGGACAAGAAAAAAGGACAAAGGUCUAAGAAAGGUAAACUUCACAAGUGUCCUACUUGUGGUAAGCGUUUCAAUAGCGAAGCACUAAAACUACAUCAAAAGAGCCAUCUUGGUGAUCAGCGGCACAAAUGUUAUAAGUGUGAGAAGACAUUUAAGCUAAGACAUGAGUUGAAGAAGCAUGAGGCGGGACACAUACCGAAGAAGCCAUUCAGAUGUGACAUUUGUUUCAGCGGUUUCUCAGAAAAAUCAGCUCUCACGGAGCAUCAUAAGUGGUAUGAUGCGGACAUUCCACGUGAGUGCACCAUAUGUGGGAAAUGCACAUUUUCGAAGGCGUUGCACAAGCAUAUGAGAGUCCACUCUGAGGAAAGGAAAUUUGUGUGUGAUGUCUGCGGGUUUAGAUUUGAACAAAAAGUGAUGUUAACAGUUCAUAAACGAAGGCAUUCUGAGAUUAAACGCUAUGCAUGUGACGAAUGCCCAAAACGUUUUGUCCAACGCACGGAAAUGGUGGUACAUAAACGAACACAUUCAAAAAAUAAAAUGUUUAAGUGUAAAAAUUGUCACAAAUCAUAUACCAGUAGAUCUUAUCAGAAGGAACAUGAAAAAGAGUGCGUAAACGGCGUACUGAAUCGCUACCCUUGUCAUAUAUGUGGUAAACAGUUGAGACAUAAGAAUUAUUUAAAGGUUCAUCUUUACAAACAUACUGGAGAAAAAAAGCAUCAGUGUGAAACAUGUGGUAAGAAAUUCUUUGAGAAAACAGUUUUAAAACAACAUAAAAGGAUACACACCAAGGAAAAGCCUUAUAAAUGUGACGUGUGUGACAUGCGAUUUGGUUGGCAGUGUGCCAAAAAAUCGCAUAUGACAACACAUACUGGUGAAAAACCACAUAAAUGUACGAUAUGUGAUAGAAGAUUUUCACAUGUUAUGCAGCUGAAGUCACAUCAAAGAGUGCAUUCUGAUGAAAGACCCUACACAUGUAAGACUUGUGGGAUGAAAUUCAAAUGUAGGAACGCACUUGGAGUACAUAUGAGAAUACACACAGGUGAAAAACGAUACAAAUGCAAUAUCUGUGGGAAAGCGUUUACACAGACAAGCACUCUUAAGAAACAUUCGAAGUCCCAUGUCGGAGAUAAUCUUCAUAAAUGUGAUACCUGUGGGAUAGGCUUCAAACAGUUUAAAAGUCUACGAGAGCAUUGGCCUGUGCACUCUGAAGGGAAACCAUACAUAUGCGUUGUAUGCAGGGAGGCGUUUGCUCAAGAAAGUAGUCUAAAAGAACACAAAAAAAUACACGUGGGUGAGAGGAGAUUCAGUUGCAGUCACUGUGGAAGAAAGUUUGUUGAAAAAUGUAAUAUGAUGAGACAUGAGAAAUUACAUUUAGCUGAGCGACCAAAAUUUACUUGUCAUAUUUGUGGCUGUAGCUAUACCCGUAAAUAUGUUUUAAAAGAUCAUCUAACGGAACAUUUAGAAAACCCAUAUGAGAUAAAAAAACAAACAGCUGUUGUUAAACAAGAUAAUGCAAAGAAACGGGAUAAAAAUAAAACAGCAAACCAUAACAAAAAGAAGAAUGCUAAGAAAAAGAAAAGUUCAACAAAAACCCAUGAAAAAGAAAGUAAUAAUCUGAAUGAAAAAACGAAGCCAUCAGGAGAUGGAUUAAAGAAGUAUGUCAGAUGCGGUAUGUGUGGCAUGAAAUUCUCUCGUAAAGAUGCUUGCAACGAACAUGAAAAAAUGCACAGAAAGGCAUUGACUUGCACUCUCUGUAACAAAAAAUUCUCUCUAGUCUCUACUUACAAAAUGCAUCAAAAAUUUCAUGCUGACAAAAAACGACAUAAAUGUGAUACCUGUGGAAAAUUGUUCUUUCUGAAACAGACAUUGAAGCAUCACCAAAAAACGCAUGUCGAAAAAAUUGUUCCAACUGGUUCACGUGGAGAGGAAUUUUUAAAAAAUUCUUCAAAAAAGAAAUGUUCACAGAAUGAACUUGAUAACAACCAGACAGGUAGUCCAACAAACUGUGAAAAAGGUGUUGCAGCGUGUGAUAGGGUGGAAACUAAUCUAAGUGAUGAGAUGGAUGUAUCUUCUGUGGAAGAUCGGGAAGCUGCUUGCCUGCAGCAAGAUGUCACUAAUAGGACUCAGGUGAGUGAAGCAGAAGAUGUUCACAAUGUGGAGCAGAUGGAAAACAAUGAUCGUGUUACUUACCCUACCUUGUUCCGUGCCCUGACAUCUAACAAUGAGAAAGACUCGUUACCACAAUCUGCAUUGUCUGAUGAAAUAGAUAAUGACAUAAACGUGUCAGAUUCUCCAGCAGAUGAAGAAGAUGUUUGCCUGCCACAGAAUAAUACUGAUCUAGAACCUGCUGAUGAAGAAGAUGUUUGCCUGCCACAGAAUAAUACUGAUCUAGAACCUGCUGAUGAGGAUACUUCUCAGAACCAAGAUGAGUCGGCUGGACAUAAUAGGACUGUUUCUGAAACAGGUGGUAGAUCUGCUACUUCAAAGCCAAAUGUGUUACCUCGUUUCAGGAAGGAAGCUGUACUUGGUGGGAGAAGUUUGUCAGAACUUGCUGCAGCUUGGGCACGUUUCCAGGCUAGUAAGCCAAACACUGGUGGGAAUGUGCCAUCAAAAAGCCGUCAAAAUAAAACUAGGGCAGCGUUGACUGGUGAACAGAGUGUGUCAUCCAGAAAUGUUUUGUUGAAGCUUGUUCAGAAACAUGGUCUAGCCUCUGCUGUUGUUAUUGACAUACCCAGAUGUGACAAUUAUCUUAGUUCAGUUCCAAAAACUGAAACAAACGAACCUUCCCGCGAGGCUGAUGAUGGUUUGAGGAGUGGGAUGCAUGUGAGGUACACACCAUUGAAUCAAGAAGAGAGUGAAAUGAAUGAACAAACCACAGAUGAGAUAAAAAUUGAAGAUGAAAUUUUACCUUCAACAUCAGGAGCCAAUCUCAUUGACCAAGAUGUUACACAGACUGUUCCAAUCGAAACUGACAUUAACAAUGCAACUAACAAUGAAAAUAACAUCCAUCAGAACUCUCAGAGUCAAAAGAAAUCCUACAAUUGUGGCCCAUGUCAUAUUAAGUACGAGAAUACCAUGCUUUACAUUAUGCAUCUGGGUUUUCAUGGAGCACAAGGAUUAUUUCAGUGUAGUGUUUGUCAGCAAAUAUGUAAAGACAGUGUAGAAUUCAACGUACAUAUCCGUAGCCAUCCUUUAAGCUGCGAUAAAAUUGAAUUAGAAUAA
Molecule: messenger RNA, 3222 nt
Organism: Saccoglossus kowalevskii
Lineage: Eukaryota; Metazoa; Hemichordata; Enteropneusta; Harrimaniidae
Product: zinc finger protein 91-like
Source: RefSeq, a predicted model, not a curated record